UCUUUUUGGUGUUUUUCUUUUGUUGGGUUUUCGUGGGUACUGUUGUUUGCUUCUGUCUCCAUCUCUCUCUCUCUCACUGUUGUUUUCCAUCUCUCUCUCUCUCUCUCAUUUGCUUUUCUCUGUGAAUUCUCACUGCUUUUUUGUCAUUUUGGACAUUUCUUGCUUCACAUUGCUACAGGGCUUCUAAUAUAUCAGCAGCUGCAUAAGCACUUCAUUUUACAUAUAAUCAAGAAGACUUAAGCUCAAAGUGUGUAAAUCAUAAAUAUAUGAUUGCUUCAGUGCCCACCAUAUGUUUGUGUUGGGGCUUUCUUUGCAUUCACUUCUCUGAGAUCCACUGUUGCAGGGUCGCUGAUUCAUAAGUGAAACUGGGAAUGGACCUGGAUUUUGAUAAAUACUGUGUACUAGAUGGAAGUCCUGAUACUGUUCUUCCAUCACCUCGGCAUUCUUCCAAAUCUGACAGUAAAAAGGUUAGAGGAAUUCCCAAAUGUGGAAAUGACCUAUUGAGCAGAAAGAAGGGCUUUGCGGAUAUUAGUUUUCAACGGUAUCGUAGUGCAUCCUGUAAAACCAUCCAACAUAGAACGGAAUGUCAUUAUGAAGUGCAAAGGAGGGGUUCAGUGUAUCAAAGCUCUCAAGAAACUAGGAAUAUGAAGGAAAUGCGAGAUGAUGGUAGUAGGAGGAAAAUAGAAUUUCCACGAAGUAGUGCCACUGCCUUGUCAUUUGGUAUUAUUGAUUCCCUGUGUAAUUCUGAUGAGGAUGACAUGGAAGUAGAACAGAAUAGACCCACAUUGAAGUCAAGAAACCGAGAUUCUUUUACAUCGUUAAAAAAGGCUCAAAACCUUCAUCUGGCUCACCCGUUACGGCCUAUUCUAGAAAAGGGGGUCUCAGCAGAAGCAAACCAAUUAGCUGAAGAAGUAGAGAGACAGAUGGUUACGGGUUCCAAGGGCAGACAUGAUCCAGUUAUCCGUCCUCUAAGAAAUGGUAAUAGACCUCGAGAAAUAGAUUCUUCUUUCACUUUGCACAAAUCACUUUCUGCUAAACUAGCCCUGCCUCAUUCACCUUCUCACUCAGAAAGUGAUUGCUCUAAUUCGAGCAGUCCCAGAUCCCGUUUCAGCCCAAUUAGGAAGGUGUUUGAUCCAUUUACAAAGUCCAAGUUACAGAGAAGUUCUUUAGACUCUGCCUCCAAGUGUGUUGAGGUGUCUUCGGUAAAGAAAGGUUGCAAUACCAGGGCGUUGUGCAAACCUCCGCUGCAUGAUUCUUCCAAUAUGUUUUCAGAUGCACCAUCUGAUUCGCAGUCCAUCGAGAAAGAGUGUGAUAAGACCCUUAGAUCUUGUUCACCUGCUCAUUUAUGUGCUACUAUGAAGUUACUUAAUAAGCAUGGGGUGCUAUCAUAUGAGUUUUCCGUACAGAGUCUGGAACAAAUUAUCGUGGCAAAGGCAUGGCAAAUAGGAAAUGCUCGAGAUUGGGUGUAUACCUUUCAUAAUUGUCAAAAUAAAAGGAAAAGCCAUGCUAGUGGGCGGGAAUUUAGAGAGGGCAACAAAGUAUCCUCUGUGGUGGGACAGAUGCAAGUUUCAUGUUCUUUGUAUGCAGAACUUGAGGAUGCCAGAGAUUUUGACAACUCUCUCCGUACAGAGUUCGUAUUAUACGAUGUUGCACAAGUAAGAAAAAGUUUAUCUACCCAAAGUAGUUCUCUCUCUUUACUUGACACUGCUACAGCUCCCAUUGUUUCCAAUGAAGCUUCAGCUGGGGGAGCAUGCAAGUUGGAUGUAAGUACCGAAUCAAACAGUAUUAAACAUCGGCAGAAACAUUUUUCUGAAGAUAAUAUUCUAAGACCGACAGAAUUGCAUACAAAUCUUGAAAUUGCAGCCAUUGUUAUAGAAGUUCCAUUUGAGAAGAGGGAAAGCCUGAAAGGGAAGAAAGGGGAUCAGAAGAGUGAUGAACCACUUCACGACUUGCUUGUCCUUCCCGGGACUGAGCAGAGAACAGAUUGCUCGAUUCCUGCAAAGGUGAAUGUUGUGACUACUUCCGGAAAUCACAGUAUGCCGACCACUGAAAGUCCUGGCCCUUCAGGGCUGCUAGAUAGAUGGAAGUUAAGUGGAAGUUGUGACUGCGGUGGCUGGGAUAUGGGGUGUCCCCUUGUUGUGUUUGGCAGUUCAGAUAUUCAAUGUGCUAAAGAUGUUCCCAUUGUCACGGGCCAACAACCUUGGGAGCUCUAUGCACAGGGACGGAAAGAAGAAGCACUGUCAUUCAGAAUGACAGUAACUAAGGAGGGAGAGUAUGAAGUUGACUUUCAUGCGCAAUUAACCACUUUACAGGCCUUCUCUAUAUGCGUUGCUAUCUUGCAUUGUACAGAAAUUGCAAGUGUGCAUGAGAGAAACAAGAAGUUGCUGAAAUGUGAUCCACUCAGGUUUUUUGUAGAUGAGGGUGUUAAAUGUUUAAUUGAUAGUAUCACACUCGGGGAAAAGAGAAAAGCAGGUCCAAAGAUUGAAACACCCCAGUCUUUUAAACUCGAUCCACCUUUUUCCCCAAUAGGCCGAGUGUAGAAUUAAAAUAUAUGCUUGGCAUUGUUGAGAUACUGACCUGGAAGUUUCCAGCUAGAUCUAGAGCUGCAACAUACUAUGUUUUAGAGUUUCAAAGAUGCCUUAUAUCAAAUAUAGACCUCCCAGAGUGUGGAGGUUAAGUACGUGGUCAGAUUUGUUGAGAUGAAGAGCUGGGAGUUCCCAACGGGCUUUCGAGCAGCAGGACUCUAUGGUUUAGAGUUUCUAAGAUGCCAAAGAUGAAAGAUCAACUCUGUACCAGGUUUGUAAGCCUCCUUUCCUUUGCUUAUAUAAGAGUUGCUGCGAAGAUUUCAACAUAUUCUUGCGGCAUACACAAUUUGUCAAAGUGACACUGCAUAUAGUUAGUUAGUAGUGAAAGAGAUGUCUUCAUUCAAAUUUUUCGGAGGUAGUUAUUUAUGUAUCUAUGUAACUUAUUAUAUUAGAGUAGAAAUGCAAAACAAGAAUAUCGCAUACAUAUUGAUGUAUGUUUGAAUAAAGAGUUGAACCCAUGAAUCAUCCCUUUUACGCCAAACAUUAUAGAAAUCGGGACUUUACCUGUGCCUUUCAUGAUCGUAAA
Daucus carota subsp. sativus is the source of this 3111-nucleotide messenger RNA. RefSeq lists its product as uncharacterized. The coding region runs from base 372 to 2540 and encodes 722 amino acids. The record is from RefSeq and is a predicted model, not a curated record. The transcript has 3 exons. Lineage: Eukaryota; Viridiplantae; Streptophyta; Magnoliopsida; Apiales; Apiaceae.